UCCUCAAGCACCCUGGACGGUCAAUUCAGUCAGGUCUUGGGCUGACUAAGAGCAGCUUUUGAUCGAUCUGGCCCUCCAGGAGCUCCGUCAUGAUCAUAUGGUCGUCGAAGGCGUCAACAAAUACUCCCUGAAGCCCAACAUCAAUAGGAAAGUCUGCCGUGGGAGGAGCUGGGAUGUGCCAUGGUGUAGACUACGAACGGAGGACGACUUGGAAGCCUUCAUUGAUGCCGUCCACCUUAAGCGCAACACACCCAAGGUCGAAUGGUCAGCUUUAUCCUGAUCAAUACACACCACGACCCUACAAGGGCUGCUUAGGGCUGCUUGUCAACUCGAGUUCGACCAGCAAACCCCCGUGCACGCCUCUCAGACUCAGUCCAAGGCUCGAAAGCCUCUCAUCCCUUGACCUAGGCACAGUGCUACCAACAGUGCUCUCCAGGGCAUUUCAAAUGAACUUGCGGAUGAUCCUCAUCGCUACAAAAGGGUCCUUGCUGUUCAGACCCUGCAGGCUAAGCAUAGAAGAGCGUGGUAAGCUACACUUGCAUGCUACGCAGGUGGGGCAGUUCCCAGCCAUUUUGUUAGGGAAGAGAUCUGUGAGAACGACAGCUACACCCGCUCAGCAGCUCGAGCGGCCACUUGACGGUUGUUAUCAACAUAUUGGCGCAAAUCCAUGCCGGUCAGCGCAUAACCACAGCCCGUGUACAAAUUGCGGAUCUUUUUGAGAUCUGUGUUGAGAUGUCGAUCGCUUUGCGGAUCAAAGAGGCAGGGUCGAGACAAGCGUCAGGA
This is a messenger RNA of Saitoella complicata NRRL Y-17804, 783 nucleotides long. RefSeq lists its product as uncharacterized. NCBI's taxonomy places the organism in Eukaryota, Fungi, Ascomycota, Saitoellomycetes, Saitoellales, Saitoellaceae. The transcript is spliced from 2 exons. The coding region runs from base 174 to 719 and encodes 181 amino acids. The record is from RefSeq and is a predicted model, not a curated record.